Messenger RNA from Aspergillus melleus, 495 nucleotides. RefSeq lists its product as uncharacterized. The transcript has 3 exons. The coding region runs from base 1 to 495 and encodes 164 amino acids. The record is from RefSeq and is a predicted model, not a curated record. NCBI's taxonomy places the organism in Eukaryota, Fungi, Ascomycota, Eurotiomycetes, Eurotiales, Aspergillaceae.
AUGCGCGCGGCCUACUUUAUCUCCACACUGUUAGCUGCCACUGUUCUGGCCUCCGCGGUUCCUCAAACACCCGCGGAGAAUGCCGAGCUCGUCCCGAUUGACGAUCCGACUGAGUUGGGCAGACGUGGCCCUGCUAGGUUGACAUCGGAGGGUGAUGAGGACGACGACAUUCUCGACCUGGAGGAUGCAGAGGAAGAGGAUGAGGUAACCACCAGCCACCUGGACGAGCGCGGAAUCUUCGAUAGCGGCGGCCGAGUUUGCAAGAAGAAGAACAAGAAGACCUGCUAUCAUGUCAAGUCUAACGGACGGUGCAAGAACCUUGUCUCUUCGAACGGAAAGCCGUUUAUCUCCGGCUCGGCUGACGGUGGAUGCAUCUGCACCGUUUACUCCCAGAAGGGCUGCCCCUGGAUUAAGGGCAAGAGAAAGAGCUUUGAUGAGCGUGGUGCGAACUUUGGGUUCAAUGCGAAGAGUAUGGAUUGCUCCGUUAAGGUCUAG